AUGGAGGUGAUGUACGAAUCGAGUUGGAACGACGUAGUCGAUUGGAAAACGGAUAACAAUAAAAAAUUAUAUACGAAUUACACGGAUUGGCUACAGGACAGUUCGGAUGGAUCGAACGCGGAUUCGGAUGGUUCGACCAUGAUCGAUCGCGGUACCGUGAGUUAUUACCAAAGUUACCCGAGUCAUUAUUAUUAUUAUUCAUCAUCAUCAUCAUCGUUUAAAAACGGGAAUGAAUCGAGGAGGGGUGAUGAACGAGUUAUUAGGACGAAUUACGGGAAAACUCUUGGAAAAGAGGGUAUGAAAAAAAUCGGAUAUGCUCGUCGGACGACAAACGAUAAAACAACGAUUAAAACGAAACAAAAGGCAAACAAAGAUGAUGAUAAUGAUGAUGAUGAUGAUGAUGAUUCGUGCGUUGAUGAUAUAUUAUUGUACGGGAAAAAAAAAUUAAUCGCGAGAAAUGGCGGACACGAUUUGGAACGUAAGGAAUUACCACCACCACCACCACCGCCACCCCCACGGAAAAUUAAAGAUGAUACAGAAUGCGAACAUUCCGAAAAUAAUAAUAAUAAUAAUAAGAAAGAAAUGGAAAAAUGGAAAGAGUGUAAAAAUUCAACUCAAAAACCAACGAUAAAAUAUUCUAAAUCUAUGAGAUCCCUCAAAGAUUUUCCGAUGGAAAACGGUGAAAAUCGAAUUAAUUUAAAACAUUCGAAAUCCAUGAGAUCUUUGAAAAACAAAGAUGGACACGGGAAAAAUCCAACGUCGGAAAAAUUCUCAACGAACACAAUAAGAAAAUUAUUAAAAAUACCAGAGAUAAUAAAAACAUCUUCCGGUAAUGUUAAAGACGAAGAUAAAAAUCCCGUUCACACGGUGAGAGGAAAAUCAUCAUUACUCAAAGGUUUCGAAAAUCCCGGAGGUCUUUUCACGGAUGAAAUCCUAACGGAUGUAAGGUUGUCGAAACUUUUAGUCAAUUCUAAACCUUUUCCAAUGGCGUCGCAAACGAGGGCGGCGAACGUUUUAAAAUCCACAGACGAAUACGAUAAUCGUACGAACGGGAUUAUUCAAAUUCCUAAAAUUAAAACGUACGGGAACGUCGACGCCGACGUCGUCGACGAAUACGACGAUGACGUCACGAUUAAUAAAUCCACCGAACGGGAUAUUAAUAAACGUUUGAUGGAUUUUUAUAAUAAAAACGAUAGAGAAGAAAAAUCGAUAUUUAAAACUUUAACAUUGAGAUUGAAAAAAAAAAUGAAUUCGAAAGGGGAUAAAUCCACGAAUUCGAUAAUCGAAUGUAAAAAAUCUGACGAAUACGUAAGAGCGGGAUUGUAUACGAAACAAACGGCAAAAUCAUCCGAAAGGCAAAAUUGUUACGUACGCGAUAAUGAUAAUGAUGAUAACAACGUGCCAUCGAAUGAAUCCCUUCCUAAGGAUUCAGAUUUUACAAUACCUAGACCUAAACUCAUAGUUCCCGUUCAUACGUACGGUAUAAGAAAAAGAAGAACCGGAAAUAUGAUGUAUUCGAUAAGGACAAGAAGUGACGACACGAAUCUAAUAUCACCACCACCACCACCAACAACAUCACCACCAUCACCACCUUCUUCCGGUGAUGUGAAAAAAACUCAUCACACAUCUUGUCCAGGAGGAGGAGGUGGAGGUGAAGGUGAAGGAGGUGAAAAGGGUGGGUUGGAAAUGAGAUGCCGUAGCAGUAAAAAAUUUAAAAAUUUGACCCUGAACUUUUAA
Molecule: messenger RNA, 1737 nt
Organism: Pediculus humanus corporis (human body louse)
Lineage: Eukaryota; Metazoa; Arthropoda; Insecta; Psocodea; Pediculidae
Exons: 4
Coding region: 1-1737 (578 amino acids)
Source: RefSeq, a predicted model, not a curated record